Ectocarpus sp. CCAP 1310/34 is the source of this 1477-nucleotide messenger RNA. The record is from the annotation of a GenBank genome assembly. Lineage: Eukaryota; Phaeophyceae; Ectocarpales; Ectocarpaceae.
GCAGCAGUCAGCAGUGCUGUCUCACAGCAUCACGCGAGCCCUGCAAGGAACCACCAUGGCAUCAGAACCGGCGAAGGAGAGCGGGGGGGUACAAGACCCCUACAGCGAUGCCAGCGCCAAGUACGGACCGCUCAAGCUGCCGGAGCUGCAGACCGUGGACCUCAGCAAGAUGUACGGCGGGGCAGCUCAAGGUAAGGAGCCAGAGUACUUGGACUACAACAUCAAGGGGAGAGGCUUCUGGGAACGGAUGCCUUACAACGCCGGGGCGCUUUAUCUAACCGGGAUCUUGGGAGGCGGAGCGGCGGGCGUUCGGGACGGGUUAGCGAAGGCGCCCAACCGGAGAUCCCGAGUCCUUCUGAACAGCAUCAUGAACCACGCUGGCAAGAAGGGUUCCUUCUACGGCAACACCUUUGCGGUCCUCGCAACGUACUACACCUGCGCGGAGACCUUGUUGGACCACUUUGAGGUGGACCAGAUGGGACCAGUCCAGCAAGCGGGGCUGGGAGAGAUCAUCAACCCGUUGCUGGCGGGCGCGUCGACCGGCCUCCUGUACAAGAGCUCCGCGGGACCAAGAUUGGCGUUGAUGGCUUCCGUGGCGGGGCUGGGGGCUGUUGGGGUUGCCUACGCGGUGGACAAGGCGUCGGCGUCGGUGCUAGGACAGGGCAUCAUUUUCUAGAGAUGAUGGCAAAGUAUUCUUGUUUGUUUAGGGAAGGACCGUGCGUCUCUUGUUCUUUUGAUUUCAUUCUCUGUUUCUUCCGUUUUUUCGUGGGAAGGGCAUGUCAUGGCGCGUUGCCUGCUUGAGGGGUACGAACUGCCCUUGUUCUGGUGUAGGCUGACCACUGCUGUGCUUAGUUUGCGAAAAGGUGUAUUCCCUUCGUCAUAUCUUGCCCCCCUCCGUUUUGUGCCGUUCCUAUUGAGUAGCCGCAUUUUUUCCCUCUGCCAACAGUUGGGCAUUGAGGGGUAUUCGUAACCACGGUGGUGUGGACCUCAGUUGUCCAACCAAUAUGCCCUUGACAGGAAAAUUUCGUUCUUAAGCUUGAAGUAACACAACAAUCUGGUUUCGUUUCGCUUCGCCUUUCCUUGCCAGUCGUCUUUGUAUGUGGAUUCACUCUCUUUUGCGCAGCACCAAACGAUCCAUUUUCCGACAACCAAGCCUCAGCCCGUUCACUUUCGCUCUUACAGUGCCCCCGCCUGUAGUAGUGUGAAACUUGAAUCUGGGUUGUAUGAUAGUGCGAGUGAUACCGGUAUGAUCACCGUGGCUUGAGCUGGGCUGCAAUGCUGAGCAGAACCGCUACCCCUGUGCCUGACGACAGCUCGCCUAGCAACCUGACAUUUUGUGACGACCCUCACGCACCCCGUAUUGUGGUAACUCCCAAGACUUUGAGCACAAGGAAAAAGUUGCACGCGAGCGCUUCUAUCAUUAUCGACAGCGCGCGACGAAUAUGGGCAUUGUGUGUCUUUCGGAUUAGCAUCGACC